AUUAACAGGUGAACAAAACUCAACGCGGCUCAAUUUUUACACCGCAAUUCCAGGCUUUUCCCUCGCUUGCAACUCAUUUAUCCUUUCACUUUACUCUUUAUAUUAUCAAAAUUCCUCUCUCCCUCAUCACUUCUUCUUCUUCUUCCAUUUCCAAAUCUUCGAAUCUAACAACAAAAAGAUCGAAAUCCAUGGCUAGGGUUAUCAUUCUCUUUGCUCUCAUUAUGCUUCCUGCACUCGCCCUCGCAAGCCGCCCUGUCAGAACUCCGUUUGUUGUUCGUGGUAAAGUUUUCUGUGAUACUUGCCUUGCCGGCUUUGAAACCUCCGCUACUACCUACAUUCCCGGUGCUAAGGUCAGAAUUGAAUGCAAGGACAGGAACUCCAUGGAACUUCAAUACACUCAUGAGGCCACAACGGACUCCACCGGUUCUUACACUCUCUUAGUCAAUGAGGAUCAUGGGGAUGAACUUUGUGAUGCCGUACUAGUCAGCAGCCCUCAGGAGAAAUGUUCAUCAGUAUCAGAAGGCCGUGACCGUGCCCGUGUGAUCCUGACCCGUUACAAUGGUAUUGCCUCAAACGAACGAUAUGUGAAUGCCAUGGGUUUUGCGAUGGAUGAACCUAUGUCUGGGUGCAACCAAGUGAUGAGUCAGUACCAGGACAUUGAAGAUUAGAGAAGUGGUUUUAGAGCUACAAAUCACUUAGUUGUAUUUCUUUGGCCUGAUCUGCUUAAGCUAAUGUUGUGCCCCAUUUCUGGCUGGACACUGAAACGGAGUUUGUUAUAUUGCAUUCUUAAAGUCAAGAUGAUUAAUAUGUUUUGUUCAUUCACUUUAUUAUUGUCAUGAUCAGGAUGAUACUAUGAUCCUUAUUUAUGAAUACAAAAUAGUCAAAACAGCCUUCGUUUUCGUUUUCUA
This is a messenger RNA of Cucumis sativus (cucumber), 908 nucleotides long. RefSeq names its product protein DOWNSTREAM OF FLC. Bases 189 to 668 code for a protein of 159 amino acids. The transcript is spliced from 2 exons. Lineage: Eukaryota; Viridiplantae; Streptophyta; Magnoliopsida; Cucurbitales; Cucurbitaceae. The record is from RefSeq and is a predicted model, not a curated record.